This is a messenger RNA of Oryzias latipes (Japanese medaka), 1387 nucleotides long. RefSeq names its product Ig-like V-type domain-containing protein FAM187A. The record is from RefSeq and is a predicted model, not a curated record. Lineage: Eukaryota; Metazoa; Chordata; Actinopteri; Beloniformes; Adrianichthyidae.
AUUUGUAUUUAACAAAGGUAAAAAAUGCUUUUUUUAAGUAACAGGGAUUCUUUAACUUUGGAAAGAUCUAAAAAGCCAAAUGCUCUGGAUGUUAGUUGUCCCGAUCCUUCUUUUUCUGCCCUAUGGGGUGUGGACUUAUGAAGCCCCGGAGGAUAAGCAGGAUGUUUUUGCUGUCAAAGCCUGUCCAGCAUUUCUGACCUUUGUGAAUGUUGCCUAUUUAGCUGGAGCCACUGUGGAGCUGCUCUGCCACUGCAAGCCUCCGGAGGUCCAGUAUGUUGUGUGGUUCUUUAGGAAGCAUCGGGCCAGCUCCACAGAGACCAGAGCCCUCACGGAUCACCAUGGCAACAGGCUGCAGGAUACGAGCGAGGUCCUUCACAGCAGUGACCUGCGGAGCCGAUUCUCAAUCAGGCUGUUCAGCCUGCUGGUCUUCAGAGCCGGGCCCCUCGACUCGGGCGUCUAUAUCUGUGGCUCUGCUCACAGAGACUUCUUCUUUGGUUUUGACCUGGACAUCCAGGAAGUUCACACUCUCACUUUUACUCCAAGGCUAAGUCUGCAAAAUCUUAAGAAGAAAAGCCAAGAGGAGACGGCAAACAGCCAUCCUCUCUACAAGGUCUUUACCAGCUUCCAGCCCUGGUCUCAGUGCGAUCGCUGCGGCGUUGAAGGGGAGCAGGUCCGCAUAGGACUCUGCUUCGUCCACUCCCACAUCCUGCAUGUGCGCUACAGGUGGACCAACCAGUCAGUGGCGUCCUGUGGUUCUGAGGCAGUUCCAAGAGCUUUUACCCAACUCAAGCAACGCAAAGUUGGUCCAAAGAUGGAGGUCAAAAGCUGUCAAGUGGCUUGUCCAACUGAAGCUCCUCCCCCUUCCAAAGUAAUGGCUUUUACUGCUUUUCUUGGGUACAGUUCUGCCUCCCAGGUGGCACAGAUUAAGGUGUUCCACCUGAACCACCCAGCAGACACGGUCCUCACCCUUGGAUGUCCCGGGGCUCAUUCUGACAUGGCUGUGGCCUGGGAUCAAGAAUCUACACCCAUCUAUCGGUUCCAUCACCCAUCAGCCGGUAACAUCAGGGCCACGUCUGCCAGACUGCUGAUAGAUACGGGGCACCACCUUGUGUUCCAGCCUGCAAAGACACAGGAUUCAGGUGUGUACCACUGCUGGCUCCAGGGUCGUCGCGUCGCUGAGAUCCAUCUGCUGGUGUACGCUCACUUGGGCCGUGGAAAGUCUGUGCUGUCGGAUCCUGAGCUCCCAGCAGCUGCUGAGUUUGUCCUCAAGUCUUAUGCUGUCAUGACAGCGUUGUUUCUCCUGCUGCUGUUCUGCAGAACUGCAUUCAGACUGAUAAAGGACAGCACAGCUCAUCACGUGGAUUAAACUCAGCUCCGUGCGCUGCCA